This is a messenger RNA of Lontra canadensis (Northern American river otter), 531 nucleotides long. Its product is annotated as cytochrome c, testis-specific. The record is from RefSeq and is a predicted model, not a curated record. Gene Ontology annotation, cellular component: mitochondrial intermembrane space. The transcript has 3 exons. NCBI's taxonomy places the organism in Eukaryota, Metazoa, Chordata, Mammalia, Carnivora, Mustelidae. Gene Ontology annotation, biological process: mitochondrial electron transport, ubiquinol to cytochrome c; mitochondrial electron transport, cytochrome c to oxygen. Bases 142 to 459 code for a protein of 105 amino acids. Gene Ontology annotation, molecular function: electron transfer activity; heme binding.
CCGGUGCAGGUGUUCGAGGCAUUGCUCUGGGAUCGCCAACACCAAACUUGCCGCUCAGUCUCUGGCCUGGCAGAGGCCCGGGUGACUUCUUAAGGGUUCUCUAGGGUGGUGGUGGGCGGAGCCGCUGACCCUCUGAACAAAAUGGGAGAUGCCAAAGCAGGCAAGAAGAUCUUUAUUCAGAAAUGUGCUCAGUGCCACACAGUGGAAAAAGGUGGAAAACACAAGAUUGGUCCAAAUCUCUGGGGUCUUUUUGGACGAAAAACAGGACAAGCACCAGGAUUUUCUUAUUCAGAUGCUAACAAAAACAAAGGUGUUAUCUGGGGAGAGGAAACUCUGAUGGAAUAUUUGGAGAACCCAAAGAAAUAUAUCCCUGGAACUAAAAUGGUCUUUGCUGGUCUUAAAAAGAGGAGUGAGAGAGCAGAUCUUAUUCAAUAUUUGAAACAGGCAACAUCUUCAUGAAAUGCUUUUGCAACUUAGAAAAAUAUUAGUUAUAAGCCAAAAUUUUCCAAUUUUAAAUAUUGCAUGUUUAAA